Messenger RNA from Aspergillus aculeatus ATCC 16872, 1251 nucleotides. RefSeq lists its product as uncharacterized. The transcript is spliced from 3 exons. NCBI's taxonomy places the organism in Eukaryota, Fungi, Ascomycota, Eurotiomycetes, Eurotiales, Aspergillaceae. Bases 23 to 1222 code for a protein of 399 amino acids. The record is from RefSeq and is a predicted model, not a curated record.
GUUCACAUUACCAUUGCUGGUGAUGACCCUGUUUCUGCAGGUCAAAUUCCCCGUGAUCCCCGGUUUAAAGCCCGCACUCUACGGGGCUCUGGUUCUGAGUGCGCUGCAUGCCAUCUUUGUCCCCCUCAAGAGCCACGGAGACUUUGUGACAUACACCAAUGCCUUCAUGAGCGUGUCGUUCAUCAUCCGCGCCGUAGAGCUGCUGAUCCUGCAGGACCUCGAUGAACUGGAACAUCUGGAAAAGGUCUCGCAUGUGUCCUCGUCCAUCCUGUACUCCUGGGAGCCCCUGCCGCGAGCCCUAGGCUUCCGCCGGUUCCUGCGCGUCUGCGAUCUGAUCGCCAACCCGCGCGCCAUCGGCUGGAAUCACGGCUCCACCAAGUAUCUCCCGCCGCUGCGGCCCGUGGAAGGCGAGGCGGGCGGCCAUCACUGUGUGCCGGAGCAUAGGAACAUGGUCGUUGUGGCGGUGGGAGACCGCAGCAGUUUUCUCCGCGCCCAUCUCUGGACCGUCCUCCUCGCGUACCUGGCCAUGGACACCUACCAGGCCGCGUUCGCGCGCAAUUACCCGCGGCUUUGCGACGGCGUCGACGGCUUUCUGAACGGGGUGCUGGGCUGGCAUGUCUCCCCCGCGACCAGCGAGAUGGUCGUGCGGAGGUAUCUGCUGUCCCCCGGCUGUUGGAUCGCCGCUUAUGCCUUCGUCGAUGGGAUUCAUUCCGCCGUCGGGGUCUUUUCCGUGGGCUUGGUCAGGGUCUUCACCUCCAAGCAUGCGGGAGAGCCUUGGAUGUAUCCACCGGUCUUUGGAUCCGUCCGGCAUUUGCUCGCGUUCAAUUUGCGUGAUAUCUGGGGCAAAAUGUGGCAUGACCUCUGUCGCAAUCCCUUCUUGGCGCUUUCCCGCGCGGCCAUCAUGCCUGUGAAACCGAUCCCAAUGGGCCUGCAGCGCUUCGCAGUAUCUCAGGACGUCUUCGCAGUCAGUAUGAUGAUGACCUUCUUUUGCAUCUUGCCGCUCUGCAUCGCCGCGCAACAUCUCCUCUCCGAUCGCUUUCUUCCGCUGUUUCUCCCUCAAAAUGUGUUCUCCCGGUUGGCGAUCUGGCUGGUCAAUAUGGCCUUUGUCAUGGGAUGGGCCCACAUCACCAGCCCGUGGUUUCUCGAUCAUAGCAAGCUGCCCGAGGCUAUCGGAUCGGUGCCGCUUCCGGUCAGUGUGUGGAAGCUGGCAGCUGAUGUUUAGGAUCCUACUAUGUCAUCAAGUCACACAGG